AUGAACGAAGUCGCAGCCAGUGUGGGUUCUGGCGGAUGGACCAACAUCAAACGCGUGGCGUUGACGGGCACACUUUGCAUCGGGGACCAGGAGCAUCUGUUUCGAAAGCUGGGUCAGCAAGUGGGGGGCAAGGUGUACCGUCUAGAGACGAUGCGUCGCGAUCUGCAGCUGCGUGUGCUUCACGGAAACCAGCUAAACUUUUUGUCGCAUGUGCAAGCCAUUGUGGACACGCAGCGGAUGAUGCGUCAGGCGAAUGGGGAGCGUGUGCACAUGAUGGUCUUUUGUGACACCGUGAACGAGGUGAAGCUGCUGUGUGACCAGCUGCACGCAUACGGCUACAUGGCCUUGCCCUACUACACCGACCUGGAGGAGAAGGUGCAAAAGGACCAUGUGGCACGGUGGCAACGGGGUGAAUGCGACGUCAUUGUGGCCACCAGCUGCCUCAGCACGGGUGUGGAUCUGCUCACCAUUCGCCACGUGCUGUGGUAUGGCAACGGCUACAACGUCUAUACGCUGGCCCAGGCAUUUGGUCGGGCUGGUCGCGAUAAACAGGGAGGAACUGCCGAGCUGUGGCUACCAGUGAGACGUGGGCCAGCACCAGGCAUGGAAAAGUUUGUCGAGGGCAAUGCGUGCCGCAGCUGGGUGCUCGGCAAGUUGCUAGAUCCCCGCGCCGCGACAUGCUUUGCUGCCGGCCAGCCGCUUUGUGACGUGUGCGCAGGAACAGCACAGCGCCUGGAGCCAGCAAGAGCUGCACGCCAGCAGCGCGCUGCCCAAGCGUUGAGUGUGAUGCAUGUGGAAGCAGAGGCCGAGGCGAUGGCGGAGGAGGAAGAUGUGUUGUCUGAGCCACCUGCAGCACGGCUCGAGGAAAAAGAAUCGAUCGGGCCAGAGUCCACUUUGGAUGUAGCUUCAGCAUCAAACGUCGAAACGGCAGCGUCUUCAGGACGAGCUGCCGUUGCGGCGCAGUCGAGCAGAAGCACUCCACGUGCCCAGGACACGGCUGUGGUGGCGACAAAUGCAGGGCCAAUGACGGAUGCUGCCGUGCCACAGAUGCAGACGAGUGCUGCUUGGAUUGAUGAGGCAGCUACAGCAUCCAUGUCGGUGCCAGCUUCACCCAUGGUCUCUGAUGCUGAUGACGAGGCGCCUUUACAGCAAGAGGCGCGUGGCCCGGUGCAAACCAAGUUGGCAGAGGGUGAGAGCACGCCACAGCCAGUCAUGCACUGCUGCUUCUUCAACAGCGGCGCAAGCAGCAGAGUCGCCUCUUCCCGCAGCAAAACGAGCAGCAUCAAGUGGCACGCGCACCGCUACCAUUGCUGCUACUGCUACCACUCGCUCUGA
This is a messenger RNA of Monosiga brevicollis MX1, 1335 nucleotides long. RefSeq lists its product as uncharacterized. The transcript is spliced from 3 exons. Gene Ontology annotation, cellular component: cytoplasm; nucleus; chromosome. Gene Ontology annotation, biological process: double-strand break repair via homologous recombination. Gene Ontology annotation, molecular function: four-way junction helicase activity; 3'-5' DNA helicase activity. Lineage: Eukaryota; Choanoflagellata; Craspedida; Salpingoecidae. The coding region runs from base 1 to 1335 and encodes 444 amino acids. The record is from RefSeq and is a predicted model, not a curated record.